Molecule: messenger RNA, 1116 nt
Organism: Pediculus humanus corporis (human body louse)
Lineage: Eukaryota; Metazoa; Arthropoda; Insecta; Psocodea; Pediculidae
Exons: 2
Coding region: 1-1116 (371 amino acids)
Cellular component (GO): cytoplasm
Molecular function (GO): RNA binding
Source: RefSeq, a predicted model, not a curated record
AUGGAAACCAAUGCGACGAGCAUGAGAACUUUAAAUCACGUGACUCACCAUCCGGUCAGUCAAAAUGGAGGCCUACAAAUUAAAUCGACUCCCGAAACGGCCGCCGUGAACGGUAACGGAACCGGAAGUGGUAACGAAGGGAGUAGUUCUCCCGGAGCAGAUUCUACAGCCGCUGGAAAAUUAUUCGUGGGAGGUUUGAGUUGGCAAACGUCAUCGGAAAAACUUCGACAAUAUUUCGGAAUGUUUGGAAAUAUUACGGAUGUUUUAAUUAUGAAAGAUCCCGUCACUCAGAGAAGUCGAGGUUUCGGUUUCAUAACAUUCGAAGAGCCCAGUAGCGUUGAAAAUGUAUUGAAAGUACCCGUACACACUCUCGACGGUAAGAAAAUCGAUCCGAAACAUGCGACACCCAAGGGAAGAGGAAAAACAAAUGGGAAAACGAAAAAAAUAUUCGUCGGAGGAGUUUCGCAAGACACAAGUUCCGACGAAGUUAAAGUUUAUUUCAGUCAAUUUGGAAAAGUCGAAGAAGCUGUGAUGUUAAUGGACCAACAAACGAAACGUCAUCGGGGAUUCGGAUUCGUCACAUUCGAAAACGAAGAAACGGUUGAUAGAGUGUGUGAAAUUCACUUUCAUAAUAUAAAAAACAAAAAAGUGGAAUGUAAAAAAGCCAUGCCUAAAGAAGUUGUUGCGGGUACUCUGUUAGGGAAGCGAAUGGUGGUCGGGCCUUUGGGAGUGCGAAUGGGUAUACCGACACCUGUCACGCAAGCUACUCAACUCGUUGCCGUGCAAGCUCAAGCCGCUCACGUACAAGCGGCAGCAGUCGCCGCUGCGGCCGCUCAGGCUCAAAACGCCGCUGCCGUAUCCAACUACGGUAAAAUAUUCGGUACUUUUCCUCCCCUUGCCAGCUUCAGAUACGCUCCCUAUCCCAUACCCGCAGCCGUGGCAGCUCCGGCUGUGGCUGCGGCCGCACCAGCCGCACCACCUGCCGGAGCGACAACACCUGCACUUGCUCCGGCUCCGGCCGCUCCUUAUCCCUACAGCCUCACAAACGUCGACAUGUCUAGUUUCCAGGGAGUGGAUUGGGGUUCUAUGUAUGGCGGCAUGGCAAUGUACGUUUAG